Molecule: messenger RNA, 1667 nt
Organism: Vitis riparia (riverbank grape)
Lineage: Eukaryota; Viridiplantae; Streptophyta; Magnoliopsida; Vitales; Vitaceae
Exons: 9
Coding region: 573-1370 (265 amino acids)
Molecular function (GO): hydrolase activity
Source: RefSeq, a predicted model, not a curated record
GGGGCGUAAUCAGGAGUUCAGAGCGCGGGCAAGUAGGCUAUGUUGAGCGCGUGGUUCCACGCGCCCACCCUAUUUAUCCACUCCGGUUCCUCUCCUUCCUCUUCGUCCAGUCGCUUGCCCAUGGCCACCUCCGUUAGAAUUGCCGUCGUCGGUGAUGUGCAUGACGAUUGGAAUCUACAAGAAGACACGAAGGCCCUUCAAUUUCUGCAGCCAGAUUUGGUGCUGUUUACAGAUGGGUCCUCCUGGACGACAUGAUAUAUAAAAUGGCCUGGAUUCUGUAUAAUAUUAGUGGACUUGUCAUUGUCCAUGUUAGAUGAGCAAUUCAAAAAACUCACCUGGAAAAAGGAUCAUUCUCUGCUUAAUUUAGGAUGCUACUCUGGCUCUCCUUCACUUAACUUUCUCCUAUUCGGACUGAUAAGAUGGUUGAUCUCCUAAAUGGCUAAGCCUAUAUCUUUUUCUUUCUUAUUUUGGUUUUGCUUUUUGUGUGUUUCGUUUUUUUCCUCUUCUGGGCUUUGUCAGGUGAUUUUGGUAACGAAAAUGUUGAACUCGUUAGAAGUGUUGCUAACCUUGAAAUGGCUAAAGCGGUUAUUUUAGGGAACCAUGAUGCCUGGACUACUCAGCAGUUUUCUGGAAAGAAGAAAGAUGGUGUUCAACUUCAGCUGGAAUGUCUCGGCAAGGAGCAUGUAGGUUAUCGGCGUAUGGACUUUCCUGUGUUAAAGUUGAGUGUUGUUGGUGGACGCCCAUUUUCCUGUGGGGGCAAGCAACUGUUUCGUAAAAGGCUUCUGUCUGCAAGAUAUGGAAUCCAUGACAUGGAAGCUAGCGCAAAGAGAAUCUAUGAAACUGUCUUGGGAACACCAGAGGAUCAUGUUGUACUCUUUCUUGCCCACAAUGGACCCACGGGUUUAGGUUCUAAUAUGAAUGACAUCUGUGGAGUGGACUGGGUGUAUGGAGGUGGUGAUCAUGGUGAUCCAGAUUUAGCACAAGCCAUUUCCCACUUGAAAGAGACAACCAAAUUCUCCAUCCCCCUGGUUGUAUUUGGCCACAUGCAUAAAGAGCUGGCACAUGGAAAUGGCCACAGAAAAAUGAUUGUUGUUGGGGAAGACGACACCACAUACCUGAAUGGGGCCAUCGUUCCUCGGGUUAAAACUUUGAUCAAUGAACAAGGAACCAGUAACACAAGUGUCACAAAUAGUGAAGCCCCUCCUUUCACACCUGAAUCCAAAGGUACAAUUCGGGCAUUCACUGUGGUUGAGAUUCUUGAUGGAAGAUUGGACAAGAUAGCAGAAACUUGGGUUUCAGUCAUAGGAGAUGAGACCAGAGUAGAACAGGAGCAUAUAUUAUUUAAAAGCGGCAUGGAGCUUUCUUCCUAAUUGGAUUGAGACACUAUACAUUGCUUGUGCCAUGCAUCAGUGUACUGGAGAGAGGGACGCUUCCUUCACCAACCCAUGUAUAUAAUUGUUAAAGCCCUUUAAGGGUGUCAUAACUGGUGAACCAAAUAUGGUUUAUGUAGUGAAAUGGGGAACUGGAUUUUAGCAUGUAAGCAUACAAGUGCUGUGAGGACUACUUUGAAAUGACAUCAUUCCCAGUGUUCCCAUAGGUUAUUGCUUUAUGUUUGUUUUCAUCUUAUUGUCAUCCAUUCAUAUUGGAGACCAGUUUUCUUCCUUUGA